Rhodotorula graminis WP1 is the source of this 1308-nucleotide messenger RNA. RefSeq lists its product as uncharacterized. The transcript has 3 exons. The record is from RefSeq and is a predicted model, not a curated record. Gene Ontology annotation, molecular function: protein binding. NCBI's taxonomy places the organism in Eukaryota, Fungi, Basidiomycota, Microbotryomycetes, Sporidiobolales, Sporidiobolaceae. Bases 1 to 1308 code for a protein of 435 amino acids.
AUGCCGCCGCAGCCCGCCGGCCGCCAGCUCCUCUCGCUCUCGCGCGAGGGCAGCUUCGACUGGACUUUCGUCGCCGACGUCCGCGUCGACCUCACCAGCCCCAGGGUCGUGCAGAGUCAUGAGCUCGCCGGCCUGCCCUUCCCUGGUCGAUGGAGCGUCGAGUUUUCCCGCACCGCCGCCGAGGAGCCGCUCAGCUUCGGCGUCGACCACAAUCUCGUCGCCGGCCAGCUCGGCCAUGGCGGGACGGUCGCAGUACGCCUCGAGUGGGUCAACGGCGAGGAGGUGGAGCGACUUGCGGGCGGGCUGUGGAACGAGGACGAGUUUCCCGAAGGAAACCCGGAGACCGGUCGCGCCUGGAACGGCUGGUCGGCGGACCUCACGGCCGGCCACAUCAAGGAGACGUCCUCGGCGUUCCAGGAGCAGUACAGCAAAGGCGCAGUGCUGCUGUUCCGCCUGCGCUUCCAGAUCUCCCUGGCCAAGCCGAGCCCGACGAGGGCAGAGCUAGACCUCUGCAGCCGCACGCCGUAUCGGUCGUUCCGACUGCCGAUCCAGCCCAAAGUCCGCCUCGUCUUCCCCCGAGGCGAGGAACCAGUCGAGCUGUGGGCCGACGCCGAGCUCCUCGAAAGGUCGUCGCCCUACUUCAAGACGCUCCUCACGUCGGGCUUCUCCGAGAGCGUCCAGAAGGACUUUGACGACUCGGACGACGAGGUCGACCAGCUGUCGUUCGAGGAUGGACGCCCACCCCUGUACGACACGUCCGACAUGUCCAACUUCUCGUACAAGCAGGUCGUCAUCACGGCGGCGGCGUACUCGACCUACGAGGCCGUCCUUCGCUUCCUCGCGACGGGCUUCAUCAACUUUGCGCCGCUCCGCUCCUCGUGCUCGUCCGACCAGCCCACCUCGACCUCUUCCUCGUCGCGCGCCAACCGCCUGCGCAAACUCGUCAGGGAGGACCUAGACCUCCUUUUCCCCGUCUCGCCCAAGUCGACCUACCGCCUCGCCCACCUCCUCGAGCUCAAGCGGCUGCAGCGCAUGUGUCUCGUCGAGCUCGGCAAACAGCUCACGCCGACGAGCGCGCCGCACGAGCUGUUCGACCCGGCGUCGGUCCUGUACGACGAGUGGCGCAAGGUCGUCCUCGAGUACGUCGUCGCGCACUGGAGCGAGGUCGAGGCGACGCAGAUCUGGAGGGACACGUUGGCCCGCGUCGAGGCGGAUGAGGUGCCUGGGGCGGUGGGCACUGUGGUCAAGCUCAUGCAGGCGAUCGCGCAGCGGCAGCAGGGUGCGGGAGGAGGAACCACGACGAGCUAG